CGCACUUCCAUUCGCUUGAUGUGCCUUAAAACAUUUCACUCGAUUUUCGUAACGUGACUGGGAUUGUAAAUAAAGAUGCUUUAAUGUUGUGAGACUGUAUGACAGAACAUCACAGGUCAAAGAUGGAGCUCCAGAUCUCCUUCAGAGUCCGUCAGAACCUCCUCAUCACAGUGGCUUUGUUGAUAUGUUUCUCAGCAAUAUUCUACACGUACUACAAGCCGACCGUAAACUGGCUAAAAUGGCCAAUCGUUUCCAGAUCUAAUUCUUGCAGCGACAUCUGCAUCAAAGCUCUUAAGAUGCCAAAUCAAAUGGAAAUAGUGAACAACACCUGUAUGGUGAACUUCACCUCUAUCAAAAUCCUGGUAACACAAUCAGAACCAGUGACACAGACUGAUCCAGACACCAUCCUCCUGAUCUGGAUGUGGCCUUUCGGGCAGAAGUUUGAUUUAGGUAUCUGCAGUUCACAGUUCAACAUCCACGGCUGCCGCUUGACAAACGACAGGAGUCAGUUUAAAAACUCACACGGCUUUUUGUUUCAUCACAGAGACAUCCAUGAGGACGACAUGCCGACACUGCAGCGACCUCCGUUCCAGAAAUGGAUCUGGAUGAACAUGGAGUCUCCCAGUAACUCACCACCGCGUUCAACUCUAAACAAUCUGUUCAAUCUGACCACAACUUACAGACAAGACUCUGACAUCAUGAUCCCUUAUGGGCGAAUCUUAGAGAAAACUGGUGGGAGCACAACUUUUAAAAUCCCAUAUAAGAAUAAACUUGUGUGCUGGAUUGUGAGCAACUGGAACUCAAACACACACAAGCGUUCACAAUACUAUGAAAAUUUAAAGCAACAUAUCAGUAUAGAAACCUACGGACACAGCUUCAGAAGGCCUGUUAGAGAUGAAGAUUAUUUAGAUUUGGUGUCCAGCUGUAAAUUCUACUUGUCCUUUGAAAACUCUAUUCAUAAAGAUUACAUCACAGAAAAACUCUACAACCCUCUGAAUCUCGGCACUGUUCCUGUGGUUCUCGGUCCACCAAGGAAAAACUAUGAGGAAUUAAUUCCAGGCAAUGCCUUCAUCCAUGUGGACGACUUCUCCUCCCCUAAAGAACUAGCUGAACAUCUUAAGCUUCUGGACCAAAAUGAGAGUUUGUACAGGCAGUACUUCACCUGGAGAGAACAUUUUGUUUCAAGUACAACCUCCUUUGGCCUUGAGCACGCCUGCUGGGCUUGUGAUCAUAUCCGAAGAAACAAGAACUAUAGAGUAGUUAAUGAUCUCAGCAGCUGGUACUGGGGUUGAAGGAUGUUAACCACAGACUUCAAUCAUGGCAGAUGCCAUAUUUUUUUUGUCAAGAAUGAAACUGUAAAAAGAUGUGCUGUAAAAAAGUAAUUUAGCAAAGUUGAACAAAAACAUCAAGGGUACAUGAUGCAUUGAGACUUAGUUCUCAUUUUGGCAAUAUGUUAUUGAUCUCUUGACAAGCAUUGUUUAGCAACACAAACAUUAAUAUCACAGUCCUAUAACAGAAAACUGAAAUUCAAAAUCUGUCAAUUCAGCAUAAUAAUGUAUGAAUUGAAGGCCUCCUGUAUUGUCCUUGCAGUAAACUUUUUUUAUUGGAUUGUUGAUUAUUAUUUAUGGGUUUCUGCCAUAUCUGGAAAACUGUUGUAACAUCACAGAGUCAAAGCAUUAUACUUUUCAGUGCCCUAAAAAGAUCAG
Labeo rohita (rohu) is the source of this 1706-nucleotide messenger RNA. RefSeq names its product 4-galactosyl-N-acetylglucosaminide 3-alpha-L-fucosyltransferase 9. Lineage: Eukaryota; Metazoa; Chordata; Actinopteri; Cypriniformes; Cyprinidae. The coding region runs from base 99 to 1292 and encodes 397 amino acids. Gene Ontology annotation, molecular function: alpha-(1->3)-fucosyltransferase activity. The record is from RefSeq and is a predicted model, not a curated record. The transcript has 2 exons. Gene Ontology annotation, cellular component: membrane.